Chrysoperla carnea is the source of this 828-nucleotide messenger RNA. RefSeq lists its product as uncharacterized. The transcript is spliced from 3 exons. The record is from RefSeq and is a predicted model, not a curated record. NCBI's taxonomy places the organism in Eukaryota, Metazoa, Arthropoda, Insecta, Neuroptera, Chrysopidae. The coding region runs from base 49 to 813 and encodes 254 amino acids.
AUUUUAAAAGUAUUUUAACUUUAUAAAUAAAAAAUAAAUUCGUUAAAAAUGAAAUUUCUUUGCUUAAGUGUUUUGGUUUGUGGAGUUUUCCUUUUUGUUUCUGCAGAUACAGUACUUAAUGGAACCGCAGACACAGUAGUUGAUGACAUUAAAAAUAAAUUGGAUGAAAUGAAAGAUCAAUUUACUAAUGCAACCGGAGACUUUGGAAAAACCGUUACGGAUGGCAUUUCAAAAUUAAGUGGAAAGAAAGGAAUUGUUGCUGUAAUUAUGGAUUCAAUUAUUCAGACAAUAACAAGCAUUGCUAGUCAAGUAACCAAAUUUUUUACAGACCCGAUUUAUGACGGUCUUAACAAGUUCGCUGAUGGAAUUGUUAAACAAUUGAACAACACCAUAAAUGACAUUAGAAAAAUACAGAAAUGUGGUAAUGAGUCUCAAAAUAAAACCGAUUUUACAGCACCAUUGAAAGCUGUCGAAAAAUGUGCUGUAGACGCAGUAGAUCAAGCAAGUGGUCUAAUGGGAGAAGCAGUAUCAGCAAUUGGACAACUAGGAACUUCUAUUGGUUCAGAUAUAAGUGAUACAGUAAAAUGCGUUGGUAGCAUGUUAGAUAUUGUGAAUUGUGUUGGCGGUUUUAUUAAUGGAGGAUUACGAGGCGUUAGAGAUGUGAGUAAUACCAUCGCUGUAGGUACACAAGUUGUUACCGGUAUGAUUACUCUAUUGCCACAAGGAGUUGGUUGUAUGGCUGGACAAUUUAAUGAAAUUGUUCAAAAUGCCACACAAACUGGUCUUGAUGUAAAUAAAUGCAUUCUCAACUAAACUUAUACAAUUUUA